AUGCAAAAGUAUUGCUUCUCUCUUCUGAGGAAAUUCUACCGAGUGCAAAAGUACGUAUCGGCAAAGGAGGGUCGUUCCACACCCGCUGGAAUAGCUAGAAUUCGAACUAAAAAUCGACAAAGUUUAACUUUCUGUAAAAGCAUAAUGGAAGGGGGAACAAAAGAGAUGAACGAUAAGGAGGGGAACCACGUGGUGAACGCAGCUGACGAAGUGAGUGAUAAGAAAAAGGAGAAAAAAGCAAAAAAAUUAGCAGAGAAAGAGAAGAAGCUAGCCAAGAAGGCAGAAAGGGAGAACCUAAAAAAUGAAGCAACCAAAAUUUUGGAGCACGUCUGUGAGGAUAUAGAAAAGGACAACUAUGGAUUUGUUAAAGUUAGCAAAAUAAAGGAAAAUAAAGACGACAUAAAGUUGCUGAAUUUGGAAGAAAUAUACUACACAUUGAUGAAGGUAGCAGGAAAUGCGACUGUAGAUAAUGGAAAAAGGGAAGACACAUCUACCCCCUCUGUAGUAGCGGAGUCCGGUAAGGAGCAUCUACUCCAAGGUGAUAUCUGGGUUAGAGGGAGAAUCCAUGAUAUCAGGAGCAAAGGCUCGUUAGCCUUCAUAAUUUUGAGACAAAAGCUGUACUCCAUGCAGUGUAUACUAGACAUAAAAAAUAACGACAACGACAAGAACAUGAUGAAGUGGGUAAGCAACCUUCCACUGGAGUCCAUCGUAGAUAUAUAUGGAAAAUUAACAAAGCCAGAAGUACCAAUCGAUAGCACCAAUAUAAAGUAUGAAGUACACAUAAAAAAAAUAUUUUGCAUAAGCAAGACGACAAAGGAGUUGCCGUUUUUGUUGAAGGACGCAAAUAUGAAAGAAACAAAUGAGGAAGGAAGUAUUAAAGUUAAUCAAGACAAUCGGUUAAACAACAGAUGUAUCGACUUGAGGACUUAUGCAAAUUAUAGUAUCUUCUGUCUGCAGUCACAAAUCUGCACCCUUUUUAAGAAUUUUUUACUAAAAAAUAAUUUCAUCGAAAUACAUACUCCUAAAUUGCUAGGCGAAAGCAGUGAAGGAGGAGCCAACGCUUUUCAAAUUAACUAUUUCAAUCAGAAAGGUUUCCUUGCACAAUCCCCUCAACUGUACAAACAAAUGUGUAUUAACUCCGGAUUUGAUAGGGUAUUUGAGGUGGCCCCAGUUUUUCGAGCGGAAAAUAGUAACACCUAUAGACACCUCUGUGAAUACGUAUCCUUAGACAUAGAAAUGACCUACAAAUAUGACUUUUUGGAAAACGUCUUUUUCUACGAUUCAUUAUUUAAACAUAUUUUCACUGAGUUAACAAAAGGUGAGAAGAGCGAAAUGCUUAUUAAGACUGUAAAGGGCCAAUACCCAUGUGAAGAUUUUCAAUGGCUAGAGGUGACUCCAAUUUUUACUUACGAAGAAGCUAUAAAAAUGCUAAUACAACAUAAUAAACUCGAUUUGAAAGACGAAGAUAUUUUAUCCUACGAUAUGUCCACUGACAUGGAAAAGGAAUUAGGAAAAAUUGUUAAAGCCUCUCAUCAUACCGAUUACUACAUCAUAAUUAACUUCCCGUCAGCGUUGAGACCUUUUUAUACUAUGUACAAGGAAGACAAUCCAGCCAUCUCCAAUUCGUAUGAUUUUUUUAUGAGGGGGGAGGAGAUUUUGUCUGGGUCGCAACGAAUUAGCGAUGUAAAUCUAUUGCUGGAAAAUAUCAAGCGCUUUAACUUGGACGCGAGCAAAUUAAAUUUUUACAUCGACUCAUUUGCCUACUCGUCCUACCCACACUCUGGCUGCGGCAUUGGCCUCGAGCGCGUCCUCAUGCUCUUCCUGGGUUUGAACAAUAUCCGCAAGACGUCGCUCUUCCCGCGGGACCCGAAGCGACUCAUCCCAUGA
Messenger RNA from Plasmodium knowlesi strain H, 1887 nucleotides. RefSeq names its product aspartate--tRNA ligase, putative. The record is from RefSeq and is a predicted model, not a curated record. Gene Ontology annotation, molecular function: ATP binding; RNA binding; aspartate-tRNA ligase activity. Gene Ontology annotation, biological process: aspartyl-tRNA aminoacylation. Gene Ontology annotation, cellular component: cytosol; aminoacyl-tRNA synthetase multienzyme complex; cytoplasm. The transcript has a single exon. Lineage: Eukaryota; Apicomplexa; Aconoidasida; Haemosporida; Plasmodiidae. Bases 1 to 1887 code for a protein of 628 amino acids.